Molecule: messenger RNA, 1413 nt
Organism: Daucus carota subsp. sativus
Lineage: Eukaryota; Viridiplantae; Streptophyta; Magnoliopsida; Apiales; Apiaceae
Product: F-box/kelch-repeat protein At3g06240
Exons: 2
Coding region: 146-1171 (341 amino acids)
Molecular function (GO): protein binding
Source: RefSeq, a predicted model, not a curated record
GCCCAUUAUGAUCUUCCCAGCCGCUUGGCUUCUGGCCUCUUUUAGCAUCCCAAUUCUUGUACCUGUGUCUCUAUAAUCAGAAAACACUCCUUCAUCUCGAUUCUUUUAUUUCUAAACCCUAAUUUUGCGGCAAAGCUCUUUGAAUAUGGAUGAAAAUAACAGGAGUAAGGGAGCAUCAAAACCCUGGGAACUGGUUAUGAGUAAUUUCACUGAUGAUCUGUGGACUGAGAUUUUCCUCCGCCUUCCGUUGGAGUCGUUACUCCGAUUCAAAUCGGUGUCCAAAACAUGGUUGUCCAUUAUUUCCAGUCAUCGUUUCGCCUUAUCAUAUCUCGCAAUUGCUCCUAAAGAUGAUCAAAUCCUCAUCGUUCACCAUGAAUCAGGCGACCCCGACGACGAAGAGGACGGCCAAUUCUCACUCUAUCACCUCGAUUCGAGUCGCAUUUUAGAGAAUUUGCAUUUCCCUUACUCGCAAGGUGAGUAUCCCUUUAAGCCAGCCUACUCUCAACUUAUUGGUUCGGAAUGUGGUAUUGUUUGUGUUUCGGUUUGUGUCUACAGAUGGCGUGCUGCCAAAAAUAAUUAUGAUUUCUAUCUUUGGAAUCCUGCCACUAAGCAGUCCAAGCUCAUUCCCCUUUAUACUAUACCCGAUGAUACUAUAUAUGGUGUUGCUUCAGGCUUUGGGUUUGAUAACAUUGACUUGGAUUUUAAAGUUGUUAAAGUUAUAUCUGGAUGUGCCGAGGUCUAUUCUUCAAACAGAAAUGAUUGGCGAAAGAUUAAGCACGAGCUUAUUAAUAUCUCCGGACAUGUUGAAUUUCAUGUAUGCUUUCACGGAUUUCUGUUAGCAACGGGAUACUAUAUCAAAGGUAUGAUUGCUUUUGAUUUAAACAAAGAGGUGUUUAUUUGUGAUAUUAAGCUCCCUGUUGGUUCUGAUGAUGUUAAGAGUUGUCGUGGAACGCACAUCGCUCAAUACAAGGAUACUAUUGCCUUCAUUUCUUAUGAUAAUAUUAGGGGCAGCGAGAAGAUUAACUUGUGGACAUUAGACAAUGAGGCAUGUCUUUCUGGCGGUGGACUUGAGGCAUCAUGGACUAAAGUGCUCGGUCUUGAUGUAGGUAUACGAAAAGCUUGGUUUCACUCACAGGAUUCAAACGAAUCAAGUGGGCUGCAUCAUCUUUGAGGUCGCAUGAAUCUUCAGAAUGGGAAUUGGAAAUGGAUGAAUGAAAGUAUUAUCCAGUUAAUGAUAAUGGUGGGAAGUAGUAGCCACAAGGGAGGUGGAAGUGAUGCUUUAGUGUUUUGUUGAAUUUGUUUAGAUUAUUCUGGUUGAUGUAUUGCUUGGUGUGAUAUUUUGUUAUUUGUAAUGUUUUAAGACUCUUCUGGUUUCUUCUUCUUAUUAUCAUAUGAAUGUUGAUAUAGUAAUAA